Molecule: messenger RNA, 8685 nt
Organism: Anopheles merus
Lineage: Eukaryota; Metazoa; Arthropoda; Insecta; Diptera; Culicidae
Gene: peb
Exons: 5
Coding region: 897-8594 (2565 amino acids)
Biological process (GO): regulation of transcription by RNA polymerase II
Cellular component (GO): nucleus
Molecular function (GO): RNA polymerase II cis-regulatory region sequence-specific DNA binding; DNA-binding transcription activator activity, RNA polymerase II-specific
Source: RefSeq, a predicted model, not a curated record
AAGAAUCGGUGUGUGGCUUCAGACGAUGCGGCUGUACCGCGGGUUCAUCAUAACUGCGAAGUCAGUCGUCGAGGCAGCAUGCGGCAGCGAUCUGGUGCAUAAACACUGACUCCGUGCAACAUUGUGAUCGUGUACCGUGUGUGUGUGUUGUGUGAUGUCCUUGGCGAAAGUGUAUCUCGUAAUGAUAUACAGUGAUCAAAAUCAACUACUUGUGUGUACAGUAAUUUAGACUGGUAAAAAAAAUCCUCCAACGGAAAUAGCAAAAUAUUGUGUACAGUGUGUUGUGUGUUACUCGUCUAUAAGCAGUUUUUGGUCGUGUACAGAGGAAAAAAAAUACUCGACCUAAUUAGUGCACAUCUGUGAGUGCUUGUGAUUAUUAGGAGGGGUUUAAAACCCUCUUUGCCCGUUAUUCGGGACGGAUUCACAUGAAACUCCCCAAACGUUGAAGCUAUUCCGCUCGAGACAGCGUCACCUGGUGGCCGGUACGGAAAGCACGGCACAGCUCUGCGCCUGGCGAAGCCUGAGUCGUCCGGUGUGCGGCGGCGGAAUUCAACUUUACGAGUGGCUACCGCAGGCAGCGGGGUGCAAAGUAUUGCGAUCGUUGGAAAGAGCAACCUUCAAUCAAACUGAACACGAAAAACAAACGCCCCUGUAAAGGCGUACAUAUCAAGAGACUAGCAGCGAUUCUUUCCUGAGGUCCUGCUGAAAGUGUAAAUGUAUGCGUGCUUGUGUAUGAUUGCGUUGUGUGAGAUUGAGUUCUGGAAGAAAGUGGCUGAUGUGUGCGGCGUUGCUUAGAUAAGAGGAAGACAUAUUCAACAUUUCUAACAAUCAAAUUGAAAACAUUGCAAAAAAACUCUGAAGAGUAGUAGUCCCGUUUUGGGAAGCUCACAAUAAUCAUGGACGUUGAAAGUAGUAGCGUGGCGAGUGCUGCCCCCACGACAGCUCCCAUCGGACUUGGCACCACCGACGGUGGGUAUCUGUGUGCGGUGGUCAAAGCCGAGCGGCCGGAGGGCACAGAGUCACCGCUAAGCGCCACAGAGCACAGCGCAGCCGAUGGGAUGGCGUUAGCGGCGGCGGAAGGAGUAUCGUCAUCAUCGUCUCCGGCCGACGCGCUCGAGGUCGCCAAACAUUCCGCGGGCAGUGGCGAUGAGGAAGUCGUCGGCAACAGCAACAACAGCACGGCGGCGGCGGCGGGACUGCUGGCCGAAGGACACAGCCGCUUUCAUCAGGCCCGACAGCAGCGCCACAGUAGCAGCAGCAGCGGCGGCGGCGGCAGCGGAAGCAGCAGCAAUCGGCAGCGGGGCGAGCAUCUGCACCAGCUCACCGAUGACAUGCUGCGACGGAAGACGAUGAACAACAACAGCAGCACCGUGCCGAACAACAACAGCAGCAGCAACCGCGGAGGAGUCGGCAAGCGGUCGCUCGAAUCGACGGCGGAGAUGCUACUGCAGCAGCACCGGCGCCAGGCUGCGGCUGGCGGCUCCUCCACGGUUGGCAAGCAGCAGCAGCAGCGGCGCGCCGACGACGAGGACGAGGAAGACGCCGAGCGGACGACGCCAGCAAAGACGCCCGAGUACACCUGCCCGAUCUGUAACGCGGUGUCGCACACGCAGCGCGCCUUCACCGAUCACCUCAGGCUGCACAAUGCCGAGUCCGAGUCGGCGGCGACGGCCGUCGCGUCCGCCACCUUCUGCUGCAAGAUCUGCUCGAAGGUGCUGUCGUCGGCAUCCUCGCUCGACCGGCACGUGCUGGUGCACACGGGCGAGCGGCCGUUCAACUGCAAGUACUGCAGCCUCACGUUCACCACCAACGGGAACAUGCACCGGCACAUGCGCACCCACAAGUACCCGUCCGGGCGGGAUAGCUUCGAGAGCGAUGCGGGCGGCGUCGGCACCGUCGGCACUGGCGGCGGCGGGUCCUCGUCCGAUGGAAGCGGCGGCGGUGGACAAAAAGCUGGGCGUGGACGCGGUGGUCCGCCGGUAGGUCGUCACUAUCGCAAGAAGAAGGAGGAGGAGGAGGUGGACGAGGACGAGGACGCCGACGAGGAGGAGGACUACCGGCAGCCAAAGAAGAGGAAGCGCGCCCUGUUUGAUGCCGGCGAGCAGCAGCAGCAUGACGAGGACGAGGGCGAGUUCGAAGAGGGCGACGAGGAGCUGGUCGGUGGCGGCAAGCGGAAGGCAACGCUAGGAGGCGAGCGGACCGCGCAGCAGUAUCGCAAGGUGCGCACCAUCAACAACAACCUGCUCGAGGGCUCGGUGGUGGAGAGCGGCCAGCGCUACUGCUGUCCGGUGUGCGUGCGGAACGAUUUCGCGAGCAUGCUCAGCCUGGAGCAGCACCUCGACCGGGAGCAUCCGACCAUCCCGGCCAAGUGCCGGCACUGCGAGAUCGUGUUCCGCAGCCACAAGGCGCUGAAUGCGCACCGGUGCAGCAACAACAACUACCAGAACAUUACGCCCGGCUUCAAGGAUCUCACGUUCGUCGACUUUUCCAGCGAGAAAUUCCCGCUGAUCGCGAAGAACCUGUGCGAGCAGAGCAUCCGGACGCCGGUCACGAGCCAGAAGUACGAGUGCGGCCGCUGCUACCGAGCCUUCCCAUGCUCCAAGACGCUCUCGAUGCACUCGGCCGACUGCUGCGGAGCGGGCAGUGGAGAGCGCGGAGCCACCCACACCGGAGGGCGCCGGCGCAAGCGGGCACCGAGCGAGUCCGACUCGUCCGAUGUGUCCGGCUCGGAUGUGGGCUCGGGCUACGACGGGCGCGGCAAUCAUCGAGCCCUGGACGAGGAGCAGCAGCAGCAGCAGCAGCAGAGGCAGCAACAACACCUCGAGGGGCACCGACCCGGUCAUCAAGGACAGCAGCAGCUGCAGCAGCAGCAACACCCCGUAGACCUGCGCCGGGAGGACUUCUUCGCCAAUCUGGAUCUGCAGAACCGCUCCAGCACGGUGUCGGAAGCCCCGACGACUCCCUCCUCCCUGGACAAGUCGUUCUCGUCGCCAGUGCCAGCCCUGAAGCAGGAACCGCUCGCUUCGCCGACCGGUACCAGCGCGACCACCACCGCCCUGCCCUCAUACUACUCCUCCAACAUGGCGCUCUACCACGCGCACCAGCAGCAGCAGCAGCAGCACCAGCAGAUGGUCGACAGCGGCAAGGAUCUGGCCGACAUCCAGUCCAUCCUGAACGUGACCAAGCUGGGCGGGGGCGUCAUCGGCCGCCAGCUGGACGGGGGCAGUCAGACGCCCCUGUCCGGCCUGCUGGACGCAGCCCUGCUCAAGGACGGUGCCGGCAGCGACAGUGGCAUGUACGCCCACUCGACCGGGUCUCGCGACGAGCCGGAGGAGGCUCAGGACGCGUUCACGGCCGAGUUUCGCCGCAUGAAGCUGCGCGGUCAGUUCCCGUGCCGCAUCUGCACCGCCGUCUUCCCGAACCUGCGUGCCCUCAAGGGCCACAACCGGACGCACGUGUCGGCGGCCGGCCCGGGCCCGUACCAGUGCAACAUGUGCCGGUACGUCGUGAGCGACAAGGCGACGCUCGUGCGUCACAUGCGCACGCACAACGGCGACCGGCCGUACGAGUGUGCGAUCUGCAACUACGCCUUCACGACCAAGGCGAACUGCGAGCGGCACCUGCGCAACCGGCACGGCCAGACGACGCGCGAGGACGUGAAGCGCGCCAUCAUCUACCACCCGUCCGAGGAUUCGUCCUGUGACGAUCCGCUCAAGAAGCUGCAGCUGUUCAACACGCCACCACUCGACGGUACCUACACGCCGGGGGCGAUGCUUGCGGGCGGUGGCGGUGGUGGUGGUGCUGGCGGCGGUGCCGCCUAUCAGGACGAGCUGGCCGAGGCGCGCAGCAGCACGCCGCUGCCGUCGCAACAGCUCAAGGACAUGCUGAUGCCGCCGCUGCCGCUUAGCUUUGUGCAUCAUCAUCAUCAUCCCCUGCUUGACACCAGCCUGCUGCUGCAGACGCCCCCGAGCGGGGGUGGCGGUAACGGGGCCGGCGGUGCGUUCGGCUCAAGCGUAGCCGCCAAAAUACAGGUGAAAAGCUUGGAAAAGUUGAACCAGCUAACGCCCCCGCAGGACGAGGACGAUGCGCUCGACGAGGACGACGACGAGGGGCAAGAAGAAGAGGAGGAGGAGGAGCAGGAGCAGGAGCAGGAGCAGGAGCAGGAGCAGGAGGAGGAGGAGCACGACGGCGAGCUGUUGGAGCAAAAGCCGACACUGGUGGGCAAGAAGGCGUCGGCAGAGGACGCAGCCAUGCCGUCGCACCGUGCCGGAAAGCAGUCGGCAGUGGAGACCGCAACCGUGCACCCGCGGCCAAUCGAUCUGAGUAUGGAUGCGCUCGAUCUGAGCAAGAAAUCGACCGUCGCAGGCAAUCGCAAGGCUGCCGCCCCGACACUCUCGACCGACGGUGAGGAGGAGGACGAUGACACGAUGGCGGCCCAGCUGCACCAGCUGCGCCACCAGCAGCGCGGCCACAACGGGGUGGAGGGCGAGGCGCGCAAGCAUGCGGCCAGCGGCGGCACCAAAGCCCAGCAGCCGCUGCCGAAGGAGCCGGCCGAGCUGGACGAGGGCAGGGCGGAGCUACCCAAGCUUUCCAAGGUAAAUCUCGCCCAGCAGCAGCAACAGUUUCAGCUGUUCAACGACACGUUCGCGAAGCUCGAUCCGAUGAACUUCUUCCAGUUCUACCAGCUGUACAACUCGCUGCAGCUGCCCUCCUUCCCGCUGCACGCGUCCCCCUUCCUGCAGAACCACAUGCUGGCGGGGUCGGCGGCCGCGCUUGGCGAGCUGUUGAGCAAGGACUUUGGGCUCGGCGCAUUGCCGAACCUUGCCGCCGCGGCGGCUGUCUCGGCGGCUGCCGCCUCGACGGGCGGCAGUGGCGGCGGCGGCGGCGGCGUCGGUCGCAAUCCCCACCAUCCGCUGCUGGGGAACCCGUUCUACCCACCGCCGCUGACCGAUACGCCCCCGAACAGCGUCACCAAGUCGGGCGACUGUCUCGAGCUGGGGACGGCCGCCACCGUGCCCACGCCGAAGCAGCUGCUAACGCCUUCCUCGCCCUCGCCGCUGGCGACACCGAUCGACGGUGGUAGCGGGUCAGGCGGCAGCACCGGCCUGACCAACAAGCAGCUCUCCUCGCUGCAGCAGCAGCAGCCUCGCGGGCCCAGCGGGUCUCCCGUCUCCUCCUCUGCAGCACUGGCGGCGGCCGCAGCGGCCGCAGCUGCCAGCUUUGGCGUCUCGGCCGGUGGCGCUAGCGGCCCCGGUUCGGCCGGCGUCGGUCCAGUGAAGAUGGUGAUCAAAAAUGGCGUCCUGAUACCGAAGCAGAAGCAGCGCCGCUAUCGCACCGAGCGGCCGUUUGCGUGCGAGCACUGCUCCGCGCGGUUCACACUGCGCUCGAACAUGGAGCGGCACAUCAAGCAGCAGCAUCCGCAGUUUUGGUCCCAGCGGCAGCGUGGCGGCCAUCUGAUGCGUCGCAGUGCUGGCGGAGGUGUAGGAGGAGGAGGAGGAGCAGGAGGAGCAGGAUCCGGUAGCAACAGUAGUGCGAGCAUGGUGGCGGCUGCCAACAGCUCCGUCGGUUCGCUGGUGUCCGCCCUCCAGGGCGCUUUCGGCGGGGCAGGCAUGCACGGCGGCAACGCGGGAGGCGGCGCGGGUGCCAUCUCGGACCAGGUGAAGUAUGCCAUCCUGGCCCAGCAGUCGGGCAAGGGGUCGGGCGCUAUGCGCGGUAGCGGUGGCAGUGGCAGUGGGCAGGAUGCGAGCCACCUGAACCCACUGCUGCACAACAUGAUCGUGCAGGGUGCGGCAGGACAGUGGAAUCAGCAGCAGCAGCAGCAGCAGCAGCGGCUGACCCACCACUAUAGUCAGCAGCAGACGCCCGUCAUGUCGGCUGCCCUGGCCGGACGUCGCCUGGCUGGUGGAGCGCGCGGCGAAACCGAAGAGGACGACGAGGAGGAAGACGAUCGGGGCCAGGAGCGACCGUACGAGGGAGCCACACCGAUCGUGGGCCAACGGUACCGUCGCCGUCGCCGCCGGCUGCAGUCGCAUCUCGACCAGGACAGCGAGUUUAUGCGCCGCAGCUACGACGAGACGAACGCCUAUCGAAUGGCACUGAAGGAGGAAGAGGAGGAGGAGGAGGACGAUGAGGAGCAGACAGUAAGGCAGGAACAGCGGGAGGCACUGCUAGAGGAGGAGCAGCAGCAGCAACAGCACUACGACCAAGAGCACGAUCAAGAGGAGGAGGAAGAGGAGGAGGAGGGUGCAGCUCCAGGUGCGCUGGAAGAAGGUGACGAGGAGGACGAGGAGGAAGAUGCGCAGCUCGUGAUUGACGAGGAAGAGCGGGACGAGUGUGGGGAGAGGAAGAUGGCGAAGUUGCAGAUGCAGGAUGUGCCACCCACGCCGGCCACCUUGGAGCAAGAGCUCGGACCGACCGGCGAAAGCGUUGGUCACGAGCAGCAGCAUCACGGCAGCACCUUGAACCGCAUCCUGAAGCAGAAGCUGGAAGAGCAUCGCGCAAUCGGGGACGCUGGGGAGGCUAAUAAGGGGCAGGAACAGAAGCCGAUAGUGCCGCAGCAGCUCGCAGGCAAGUCGUCGAAGCAGCAGCAUCAAUCGUCGGCGGCUACCGGUUCGGCCACCGGAUCCCGCAAGGCAUCGUGUGGCAGUACCGGCAGCGUGACCAAUGCCGACGAAGCUGGCAACGCGAGCAGCGACCUGGUGCCCGUAUCGAAGCUGCUCGACAACGCAACGAACCCCGCGCUGGAAAGCUACUUCAGCCGACCCGAGGUGCAGGUGCCACUGUCGCAGGAUCACAGCGAUGAGGAGGGCCUGGUGGCGUCCGGGUCCGCGUCCGAGAGCAACAACUCCGGCACGGACGACCCGAACCCGUCGGCGGUGGCCCUGGCGCACCAGGAGCAGAAGAAGAAGUCGGCCUACAGCCUGGCGCCGAACCGGGUCAGCUGCCCGUACUGCCAGCGCAUGUUCCCGUGGUCGAGCUCGCUGCGCCGGCACAUCCUCACGCACACCGGCCAGAAGCCGUUCAAGUGCUCCCAGUGCACGCUGCUCUUCACGACCAAGUCGAACUGCGACCGGCAUCUGCUGCGCAAGCACGGUGACGUUGAGUCGGCCGUCUCCAUACCGGUGCCGAUCGACGAUCUGCUCGAUCCGAAACCGGAACCGAUCCCGGUGGCGGUGGCCGAAGCGAUGUGCAAGAUGAUAACCGGCAAGGGCAGCCGGUCCGGUGCUCCUUCUUCGUCGGCCAGGACAGAGUCACAGCAGCAGCAGCAGCAGCAGCAGCAACAACAGCCUCAGGCACUUCCGGUGGGCUCCGCAGACGAAGACGACGAACCGCGGGCUGACGCUUCUAGCGAGGAGGCAAAAAACGAGCCAAAAAACGAAGGCAGUGGAAGGCGGGGCAGCAGCGUGGUGUCGGGCGAUGCUGAGCUACCGCCAAAGUUUGCGGGCGACAAAAAGAAUGGCAGUGAGGGAGUGCAGCAGCAGGUGGCCGCGCUCCGGGAAUCCGAGCAGCUGAAGGAAAAUGGCGACGGCGAAGCGGAACCUGCCCGGCACCACCACCAGCCGGACCAGGAAGACGAGUCCGACGGUGCCGCCCGGGAUACGGCGAUGGAGGAGGAAGACGAGGGCAAGGAGGAUGGCCGGUUAUCGGCGACGGGUGGCUUCUCCGAUCUGCCGUACAAGUGCCACCUGUGCGAUGUGUCCACCGCCGAGCGUGUGUCCUGCCUGGAGCACAUCAAGCAGGUGCACCCGCAGGAGUUCACCACGCUGAUGGCGAAGGUGUCGCUAGAGACUGCGUCCGCGUCGGCGACCGAGAGCGAGGCGCACACCGGCUCCCCGGACGACGACGAGAGUGGCACCAACAACAACAACAAUAACAACAACAACAACAAUAAUAACAACAACGGUGGCAAGUAUCUCGACUAUGCCAAUCGGAAGGUUAUCUGCGCAUUCUGUGUGCGUCGCUUCUGGUCGGCGGAAGACCUGAGACGGCAUAUGCGGACGCACUCCGGCGAGCGCCCGUUCCAGUGCGACGUCUGCGACCGGCGCUUCACCCUCAAGCACAGCAUGCUGCGCCACCGGAAGAAGCACUCGACCGGGGGCGGCGGCGGCGGCGGCGGCAGUAAUGGAAAUGCCUCCCCCGCCUCCUCCUCCUCGUAUUCGUCCGGGCGGCGCCCUAGUGCGGCGGGCCGUCGCACCAACAGCCACCAGCAGCCGGACGUCCGCAGAGGGCAGUCGAACGGGCAUGACGAUCCGAACAACAGCGGCACCGAUCUUACCGACGACGACGAGUAUGAAGACGCGGAGUGCUCCAGUCCACCAAUGUCUAACCACAGCCACCACCAGCAGCAGCAGCCGUACGACUAUAACCACCAUCUCCACGACACCGCUGCGGAGAUCCACACGGCGUCAGCAGCAGCAGCAGCAGCAUCAGCCCCCAUUAUUGGAGGCAAGCGCUACCAUUCUCACUUCCAGCAGCCGCAGCAGCACUCGGAGCUGAUCGGCAACCUGCUCGGCAUCAGCGACCAGGGCAUCCUGAGCCGGGUGCUGUUGUCGUCCGCGUCCGAAGCUGCCAAGCUGCUCGGUGUGGACAAGUGAGACGCGGCUUGCUUGUUUGUUUUUUUUUUUGCUUUCUUUGUGUACAUUACAUUCCUUAUCGUUAAGCUUAGUAUGUAAGACACACACGGUG